Ilyonectria robusta is the source of this 996-nucleotide messenger RNA. RefSeq names its product glycosyl hydrolase. Gene Ontology annotation, molecular function: hydrolase activity, hydrolyzing O-glycosyl compounds. The transcript has 2 exons. NCBI's taxonomy places the organism in Eukaryota, Fungi, Ascomycota, Sordariomycetes, Hypocreales, Nectriaceae. The coding region runs from base 1 to 996 and encodes 331 amino acids. Gene Ontology annotation, biological process: carbohydrate metabolic process. The record is from RefSeq and is a predicted model, not a curated record.
AUGGCUCUCCUCCGAAUCUUGAAAGCUGGUCUCGUGGUUGGAAGCCUCUUUGGCUCCACGAGUGCCUUUACGAAUCCGAUCCGGAGCCCCGGAGGAAGCGACCCCCAGGUGACUUACUCCGGUGGCUGGUACUAUCUCAUCUCGACGGAGUGGGACAACUUGCAGCUUGCUCGUGCAGAGACCAUCGAGGGGCUGAAGACUGCCGAGUCGAAGAUCAUUUAUUCCGACACGAACGCGUCUCGGUGCUGCAAUGUCUGGGCCCCUGAGCUUCACUUCUUUGAUGGAAAUUGGUAUCUGUACUAUACCGCAGGCAACUCCGGUGCCACCAACUUGGACAACCAGAGGUCCCAUGUGAUCAAAGGCGGUGCCUCUCCUUGGGAUGAUGAUUGGGCUUAUGUCGGCCAAAUGGCCCCCGACUGGGGCAUCGAUGGCUCCAUCCUGAGGUUCAGUGGAUGGGGGAACUACUUUGUUUACUCUUGCAUGACCGGUGUGCCCAACCAAUCGACAUGUAUCCGCAAGCUGGGCGACGAUUAUGUCUCUACUGGUGAUCUGAGCAUCAUAUCUCAGCCUGAUCAGCCCUGGGAACAGAGUGGCGUCCCUGUGCAUGAAGGCCAAGUUGGUCUCUACUUUGGAAACAAAACGUACAUUGCAUACUCUGCUAACUAUUGCUGGACACCUGACUACUGUAUUGCCCUCUUGGAGUGGGACGGCGCGACUGAUCCGGCGCUUUCUGGCGCGUGGACCAAAUCGGACGGAUGUCAUUUAUCGAGCGCAAACGGCAAUUUCGGUACCGGUCACAACAGCUUCUUCACCAGCCCCGAUGGAAGUGAAACUUGGAUCACGUUUCAUGCCACUUCGAAUUCGGCGGGAGCAUGCGAUGAUUCACGGUAUGCCAUGGUACAGCCUCUAACGGCCAAUGAGGAUGGGUCACCCAACUUUGGGAUUGCCGAGGGAUUUUCAUUUGUGUGGCCAGAGCCAAGCGGUGGAAAUGCUUAA